AUGGCGCGGUCGAGCGCGGACGACAUGGAGCUGAAGCGCGGGUGCGAGGCCGGGAUCCUCGCCAAGGGGGACCGGGACAAGGUCAAAGGGCAGAAGACCAAGUCGUUCCUGCGGGUGCUCAAGUACUCCAAUGGCGGCGUCCUCGAGGGGUUUGACAACCUGAGAAGCCAGAGUGUCGCACCUCCACAAUGGACCAUGCGCAACAAAGAGGACAGGAACCCCCUGCUGAUGUGCAUCCUCGACAUGUGCAAAGAGCACUUGGGAAGCAUCCCCAAAGUCGUCGGCAUGGACGUCGUCGAGAUGGCUAUCUGGGCAAAGAACACUCAAGCAAAGGUUACACAAGUGAGAAGUAAAGAUGGGCCUGUGGAAUCACUAGUAUUAGAGGCUGAAUCACAUGUUAUCGUUGAGAAGGACCUGGUUUCUCAGGCAGAAGAGGACACUGACACUCUUCUUGGCAAUUAUGUUAUGGCCAUUGGUGAAGCAGAGGCUUUUUCAGAAAGGAUGAAGCGCGAACUUGUAGCUCUAGAAUCUGCAAAUGUUUAUGCCCUGAUGGAAACUGAAUCUGUCGUCGAAGAGGUAUUGCAGGGUCUAGAAAUAGCCAGUAUAUGUGUUGAAGAUAUGGAUGAAUGGCUAGGGAUUUUCAAUAUAAAGCUCAGACAUAUGAGGGAGGAUAUACAAUCUAUAGAAUGGCGUAAUAACAGACUGGAGUUGCAAUCUGAUAGUAAUGUGGCUUUGAUUGAUGAGGUUGACAAAUUGCUUGUGCUGCUGCAGAUUCCACCUGAGUAUGAGGCAUCAUUAACUGGAGGAUCAUUUGAUGAAGGAAAUAUGGUUAAGAACAUUGAAGCCUGUGACUGGUUAACCAGUGCUAUAAAGAACCUAGACGCAUCCAACAUAGAUCCAAUCUAUGUAAAAUUGCGUGCUAUUAGGGAAAAACGUGCAGAAUUUGUACUUCUUAAGUGCACCUUCGUUUGGAGGGCAUCAGAAUUUUUAAGGAAUUACUUUCCUAGUUUGAUUGAUUCUAUGCUAAAUGACAAAGUAAACUUCUCUCAGCGAGGUCAGCUGCAGAGGCCUGAUCACGCUGAUAUGAGGUACAAAUGCAGGACUUAUGCACGGCUUCUACAACACAUCAAGAGUUUGGACAAGAGUUGUAUGAUGCCUUUGCGGAAAGCUUACUGCCAUUCACUGAACAUGCUAAUUUGCCGUGAGUCACGUGACUUUUCUAAUGAACUCCGUAAUAGUUCAAAAGCGUCAAAGAGCAGCACACCAUUGUUUGAGGGUCCUGCAGGUGCAAACCAGCCUGCAAUUAUUACAGAUAGUCCUGCAGAUGCAUACUCCAAGAUGAUUACUGUUUUCAUUCCACUUCUUGUAGAUGAGAGCUCAUUCCUUGCACAUUUAUGUGCUUCAAAAGUUUCCGCACUUUCUCAAUCUGAUGCUUCAAGUAGCAAUCCUAAUGCUGAAUCAACUAGUACUUCGUCGGUUGCAUUAGAAGCUUCUGCAAGCAUUAUCAAAACAAGUAACAAUCCAGCCGAGCUGGGAGCGCUAAAUGAAUGCCUUCAGGAGUUGCUUGAUGGUAUUCAGGAGGACUUUUAUGCUUUGGUUGACUGGGCAUUCAAGCUAAAUCCACUGAGUUGCAUAUCUAUGCACGGAAUAACAGAUCGGUAUCUUUCUGGUCAGAAAGCAGAGGUCUCCGGAUAUGUACAAGUGUUGCUUGAUGACUUGGAGACAAGAAUAACAAUUUUAUUUAGCAGGUUUGUUGAUGAUGCCUGCUACCAGAUUGAGAAGUAUGAGCGCAAUGUGUGGCAAGUUGGAGUUGUUCCCUAUAUUCCCAGCUUGUAUGAUUUGGCAAAUGUUGUGCCAACACUUGCUAAAUAUUAUCAUCAAGCUAGUGAAGCCUAUGAACAAGCUUGUUCACGCCAUAUCAAUUUGGUCAUAUAUAUUCACUUCAAAAAGCUAUUCCAAUUCGCUCGGAAAAUUGAGGAAUUAAUGUACAACAUGAGCCCUGAGGAGCUUGACAAGACAAUCAAUGCAAUGUAUAGAAAACUACAGAAGAAUAUGACUGCCGAGGAAUUGUUGCCUUCACUAUGGGAAAAAUGCAAGGUUUCUGAUUUCAUUAACCUUACCACAAACUAUGACAAGUUGGGGAUACAUAUAGGGCUGCAUACUUGGUCCUUAAGAAAGGAUUACAGCAUAUUCUAG
This is a messenger RNA of Miscanthus lutarioriparius, 2196 nucleotides long. NCBI's taxonomy places the organism in Eukaryota, Viridiplantae, Streptophyta, Magnoliopsida, Poales, Poaceae. The record is from the annotation of a GenBank genome assembly.